AUCAGACGGCUCUUCCAGAAGGACAAGACCGACCCACCGCCCGACCAUACCGCAGCCCGGCAGCACAGGCGGCACUGGACGUCUACUCGAGGGUCGUGGGCACCGACAGAGGCGCGCAGCCCUUGACGCAUCGGCAGAUGCUGGCUGUGCUCCUCGGGCAGUGGAAGGAGGGGCACCCACACCCAGCGCAUCACGACGAACACGUCCGGUGCUGGCCCGGGGUCGCCCGCCGUUGGUGGGGAGGAGACAUGUAAGUAUGUGGUGUCUCGCCCGUCUUUUGUUGGUGCCAUUCUAUCGGUGUCUCUCUGCUCCUUUUCAGAUCGCCGCCUACAUUUCAUAUUCGUCGGGCUUUCUCUCUUGUCAGCGUGACGCUCUCUCCCACAGCACUGCUCGACACCGAUCGCAAGACGAUACGCCCGAGACACCAAUGCUUCGUACUCGCGAGCGAGGGAGAGUGUGCGAGAUGUUGGCAUUCCUGCACACCGCAGCAGUUGCUGCCCUGUCGGGAGAAAGAGCCAGCAUGCCCAUCACGCGUGCCGACGGCCGCACGGGAUUCGUCGGUUCCGAAUACGUGGGCUUCUACGAGAAGUUGCAGGUGCAUCCGUGCGCCCCGCUGAAUGAGGUCAAGAAAUCCUAUCACAAAGGCGCCCUGGUACGCACUGCAAACCGAUACGAAUGAUUGGACGCAUCUUGGCGGACGGAUGUGUGUGUGUCUGCAGAAAAGCCACACAGACAAGGGGGGUCGCAAGGAGGACUUCCAGGCCUUGGUUGAGGCCUACACGGCCAUCAAGAAGGACCUCGAGCGACUGGAGAAUGGCGACCCGUCUGACCCGGUACACCAAGAGCACAGCACCACCCCGCUGCAUUCAUCAAUCCUCGCAUGUACGUGUGUGCGUUCGUUCGGUCGCUCAGAUUGUCAAGGAGCCCUAGAGAUGCAGGAGAGAUACCGGCAGGUGACCCCCGCACAGACCCACCGAUAACACGCAUCCCAACACCACACACAACACAUGGCUACUUCUGACCUGUCUGUCACUCAGAUGCAGGAGGAAGAGAAGAAGAGGGAUAAGCUGCCCACCCUGAUCGAGGAGAGGGAUAAGCUGCGCAACCAGAUCCUGGAGCGCCGCCGCUUGCUCGAGGAGCACACACUGCAGCGGCGGUGCGAGCAGAUCAACACCACAAACCCAUGACCGGUACCUUGAGACGCCGUUCGGUUUUCAUACAGCAGGUCCGUCAUGGUGUGUGUGUUGCAGGACCAGCCAGCAUUUGGGCACUCGCCGUGGGCAAGUAGCUGCUGCCCUGGGCAAGCGCAUGGACACUGGGGCGACGCGUGCACGUUACCUGAGGUUUGCCCUAUAUCACCUCGUCUCGAAGCGCUGCGAGAUGGAGGUGUGAUAUCUGGGAGCGCGUGUGGCGUAGGUGGUGGCCUUGGUGAGGAUUCAGAGUGCUCUGGACCUUGACCUGCCAGUCACCCGGCUGCUGGAUCUCGGUAAGUGCACAUACCUGGGUUGGAGGGCCGGCACAAGUGCUUCGUGUGUGUCUGGAACAGGUGAUCCAGGUGCGAUGGAAGGAGUACAGUACGGCCUUCUUCAGGAAGUCCUCUCCACGGCGGAGAGCGCCCGGAAGGGCAUUUCGGUCCACACGUCCGUGCCGGGUGUGCGGAUCCGACGCAUCGCUCCGCAGCGCCCAGCGUGACGCCUCUCCCGCGUCAUCACCGUCCACCCGGCACACCGACCACCCGUCCUCAGCCGACAGCGACGGAGACGAUACCGACGAGUCCAUCCGGCUGCCGGUGGGCGUCGACGGCGCGGUGCACCUGGUGGCCGACCAGGGCGAGGCGGCUCAGGGGAUGUGUGAGGGGAGGGAGAGGGAGGUCAAGAUAGAGGGGGAUGGGGAAGGGAGAAAAGGGUGCUGGGGCUGGUUCGCGCUGCCCAACCCCUUUGCAUGGUGCAUGUCCGGCUGCCUCGUGUAAUGCAUCACACAAUCCACCCACACACAACCAGCAGCGACACAUGUAGGCAGCUAGCGAGGGAGUGAGCAGAUGUCUUAGUUUUGGAUGGAUGGGGAGAUGGAUGGAUGGAUGGAUGGAUGGGAGGGAGGGAGGGAGGGAGGGAGGGGUGUGUGCGUUUGGGUUGGGUGAUGUGUGGUCUGCGUGCAUGGGACGGGAGAGCGCCUCGGUGUUUUUUCAAGUGUGUGUGGCCUGGCUGCCCUGUUGCCAUUUGCCCGAUGCAUUUGUGGGCUGUGCUGCCCUUCUCG
This is a messenger RNA of Vitrella brassicaformis, 2253 nucleotides long. NCBI's taxonomy places the organism in Eukaryota, Vitrellaceae. The record is from the annotation of a GenBank genome assembly.